Cavenderia fasciculata is the source of this 636-nucleotide messenger RNA. RefSeq lists its product as uncharacterized. Bases 1 to 636 code for a protein of 211 amino acids. The record is from RefSeq and is a predicted model, not a curated record. The transcript is spliced from 4 exons. NCBI's taxonomy places the organism in Eukaryota, Evosea, Eumycetozoa, Acytosteliales, Cavenderiaceae.
AUGAAUAAAUUACAUCAAGUAAUAAUUAAAAAAGGACUAGAGAAAUCAAUAAUUACUCAUAGAUUAUCAACUUUAUUUAAUCAUAAAUUUGAUCAGAAUCAAGAUUCUCAUUUCUAUUUCCCUUCUUUUAAUCUAUCUUUUUAUAUUUAUAAAAUAUCACAAUUACAAGGAAAUCAAAUUGACAUUUUGAAUCAAUUAAAAUUGGAAUCAAAUCAAUUAUUAAAAUAUUUAAUUUUAGAUUUUGAUAAAGAUACAUCAAUUCAAAAUAUUAAUUUAUUUAAUGAUUUCCAAAAUUAUAUUCCAAAAACAAAUGGACCAAAAGUAUUAUUGGUAUCACAAACUUUUGAAGUGACAGAUAUAAUACUUGAAAUUCUAUCACAUCAUACAAAUGAAUUUGAAAUGGAAAUGGAACAAUUAAAAGAUCAAACCAAUUCAAUAUUACUCCAAAACAAAUCAAUUAAAGCUUUAUUAUCAAUUCCAAAUAUUAAAAUUGAUCAAUGUAAAUUAUUAUUACAAAAAUUUGAAACUAUUGAAAGAAUAUCAAUUGCAAGUAUUGAUGAAUUAAAUUUAAAAACUGGAUUUGAUUCAUCAUUUAAUCAAAUGAUAUAUGAUUUCUUUAGAAAAGAUAUAAUCUAA